This is a messenger RNA of Podarcis muralis (Common wall lizard), 6093 nucleotides long. The record is from RefSeq and is a predicted model, not a curated record. NCBI's taxonomy places the organism in Eukaryota, Metazoa, Chordata, Lepidosauria, Squamata, Lacertidae.
GGUUGAGCUUCCUGGGUCAGCAAGCGGCAGCUGCUGCAUCCAUAGUGACCUGGGCGUCCGUGAGGCCUCCCCACCCCGCCCCCUGCACGCUGCAGCGGAAGCUGCCCGCACGGCCCACUUUGCAACCCGAUCCCAGGAGUGGGAGGCUAGAUCGGGCCGCAAACGCCGCCACUACUCCGCUCCGGGAGAGGUGGAGGAGGAGGAGGAGCAGGCAGCCCCGGGCUCUUUUCACUAUUAAUUCCAGAGCAGCAACUGGAAACUGCAGGACAUUGCAAAGCAAGGCUGAGCCCGAGAAAGGAACAAGCAAGCAAGCCACGCUUGCAAUCUCUCCGGAGAGAGGCUCCGAAAGGGCGGGAGCAGAAUCGGCAGGGAUGGAGCCGGGCUGCAGUCUCUCCCCGCACUUCAUUUGAGAUCCUACCCCAUCUUUAAAUGCGGAGGACGGUUGUCUGUCGUUUCAGGGGUUUCCCACAUCUGCUGAAGCGCCUGGUGACCAAAAUCAUGCAGGAAAACUACGACAACGUCAUCUCACUGGCGGAGGAGAUCGCCAUCAGUUGGCCCCGGAUCACAGCUUUCGCUGAGUCCCACAGGAGGAGAGGACUUGUGCCUGACGUAGAGCCCGAUCAGGGCCAAGCAGAACAGACCCCGAUGCACGAUUCAACGGCAGCUGGCCCCAGCGAAAGUGGGAUGAAUGCCGACCUCCGCCGGCAGCUGGGCCUCAUUCUGCAGACAGCCGGCAGGAACCAGGUGGAGAAGAUGUUGCGGGAGCUGGUGAAGGAGCAGAGCCAGGAAGGGAAGCGGAAAGCCCGGAAGAAGGCGCCAAAAAGCCCCAAGGAUGAAGCCGCUGAGGAGAACGAAGAGGAGCCACUUCAGGGGGAAAUCAGCCUGGAGAAGGCAGAGCCGCUGGGUUCCCCGUCAACGGGGAGAUCCAACAGCCCAGACGAGGCGGAAGAAGCCAGCGGUGGUCGGUGCCAGCUGGACCCGGAGGAGGGGCAGCUGCCACGAGUGCCAGCGAUCUGUCCGCCGGAGGCCAAGGCUGUCAAGAAGCUCCAAGACCGGCAGGAAAGGCCGGGAGCGUGCGUGGAGUGUGGGAAUAGCAACACGAGCGGCAGCGGGCGAGGCCACAGCACCCCGACCCCAGAGAGGCCUCACCAAUGUGGCGAGUGCGGGCGCUGUUUCCGUCAGCGCUCCAUCCUGGCCAAGCACCAGAAGAUCCACUCGGGCGAGAAGCCCUACCCGUGCACGGCUUGCGGCAAGCGCUUCAACCGCAGCUCCAAUCUGGCUCAGCACCGCCGGGUGCACACGGGCGAGCGCCCCUUCCCCUGCGCCGCCUGCGGGAAGGCCUUCACCCAGAAGUCCGACCUGGAGCGCCACCAGCGGGUGCACACGGGAGAGCGGCCCUACGCCUGCCGCGACUGCGGCAAGCGCUUCUCCGUCAGCUCCCACCUCGACCGCCACCGCCGCACCCACCGCCACGGCCUCCGGGAGGAGGAGCCAACCGCGGCUGCUGCCCCAGCCGCCCACCGGUGCCCGGAUUGCGGGAAAUGUUUUGGGCAGCGCUCGGCGCUCUCCAAGCACCGCAAGACUCACUCCGGGGAGCGCCCCUACCAGUGUGGCGCCUGCGGCAAGCGCUUCAGCCGCGGCUCCAACCUGGCGCAGCACCAGCGCAUCCACACGGGCGAGCGCCCUUUCCCCUGCGGCGACUGCAGCAAGCGCUUCAUCCAGCGCUCCGACUUGGAGCGGCACCAGCGGGUGCACACGGGCGAGCGCCCUUACACCUGCGCGCAGUGCGGGCGCGGCUUCUCCGUCAGCUCCCAUCUGGACCGGCACCAGAGGGUCCACCAAGCCCAGGCGGCUGCUGCGGCCGCCCACCGCUGCCCCGAACACAUCAAGGGGUUCCUUCUUGGGGCGGGCAGCAAAGCGGGUUUGAAACACCCUCUGUGCGGCAGCGCCAAGGGACGCUUCACGCGCAGCAGCCACUGCCUGGACUGCGGGAAGAGCCUGGGCAAAAUGCCGCCGCUGUCGCUGCAGCCGCCGGCUGAGAAGCCCUUCAAGUGCGAGGAUUGCGGGAAAGCUUUCGCCCAGCGCUCGGCGCUGGUGAAGCACCAGCGCAUCCACACUGGGGAGAAGCCGUUCUCCUGCACCGACUGCGGCAAGGCCUUCAUCCAGAGGUCGGACUUGACCAUCCACCGGCGCAUGCACACGGGCGAGAAGCCGUACCGCUGCGACGCCUGCGGCAAGUGCUUCAGCGUCAGCUCCAACCUGCUGACGCACCAGCGCACCCACCUGGGCGAGAAGCCCUACGCCUGCGGCGAGUGCGGCAAGGCCUUCAUCCAGCGCUCCGAGCUCACCAUCCACCAGCGCACCCACACUGGGGAGAAGCCCUACAAGUGCGGCGUCUGCGGCAAGUGCUUCAGCCGCAGCUCCCACCUCAACCGGCACCAGCGCACCCACAGCAACGGCAAGGCCUCGGCCGGCAGCGCCGGGACGGCCCACACCACCCUGCUGGCCGCCAGCGCUGCCAAACCUGCCGCUCCCCUGCCUGCCUCGGCCUUCUCAGCCUCCUUCGCUUCGCCUGGGCCCCUGCCCGCCCUGCCUUCCUUUCCCUCUUCUAUCUCGUCCCUCCCGAUCCCUUCUUUGGACCUGCCCUGGUCUCUGUCCUUUCCCUCUCGAGGCUUCUCCCACUCGUCCUUCUCUUCCCCUUCUCCCGGCGGGGCCCAGGCUUCAUCUCUGAUCAACUAAAUCCUGCCCGUCCUACAGCUGUACACACACUGUAUGUGGAAAGCUUCCCCCCAAAGAAUCCUAAGAACUAGUUUGUCAAGAGUGCUGGGAACUGUAGCUCUCUCCCUGUGUGCAAACGACAAUUCUAGGAUUUUUCGCGGAGGGGUGUGUGCACGUCAGAUGUGUGGUAUGUCUCCAUUUCUUGCCUGGUGCUCUCCUUUUCCAUCUAAUGGCCGCCUCUCAUUCAUCCCAGCUUCCCUGGUUAAACCAGCGCCACCUCAUGCCCCGUUACAAUUGCUUUGGCUUGAACCUGGAUCAUCUGCUCACCUGGUGAGCAUCCCUCAUCGCAGGCAAGUUUCUUCCCCUUGGCGGCUACAUUGCCUGCGAUGAAUGAUGCCACUGAAGGGAGCCAGUGACGAGUGAGGCUGCACUGUGAGAAGGAAGUUUCCCCUCUGAACCUGGAGUGUCUUAAGUUGCACAGUCUGCAAGGAGCCCUUGGCUUGACAUGAAGGUCUUUUUAAUAGGAGGGACCAUUCAGAACUUCAGACCCACCACCCUCCUGCACGAACACUGCACUGUGGACUGAAAUGACGGAGGACUGCAAAAGUUGAACCACUGUUUAUGUAGUUGGAAAGGACCGAGAGGGUCAUCUAAUCCAGCUCAAUCUUUUUCCCAAUGUGAGAUUCGAACCCAUGACCCUGAGAUUAAGAGUCUGCUUCUCUGUCAGCUGAGCUAUCCGAUUGUGUUUGGGGCUCCGUGAUCAUGAAAGCGAGUUAGUGAAACGGCGGGCUGUCUCCUGCAGGGGUGGGGGACCUGUGCGAGGUGGGCCUAAUGGGAGCUGGAAUUCAAUCACAUCUGGAGGGUCAAAAAUUAGCCGCCCUUGCCCUGCUGCCCACACACCCUUUCAUCCUGUACUUCUCAUUCCUCCUGUUCACGAACGAAUCCAGCCUUCUUGGUGAUCUUCAGAAGUUUUGGACUACAACUCCCAUCAGCCCCAGCCAGCAAAAAUAUAGUGUAGUCCAAAAUAUCUGGAGGACACCAGAUUGGCAAAGGUUGACAUAACCUAAUGCAGAUGAGCUUGCCCCAUAUGACUCAUUCACACAAGGGGUUUUUUUAAGCAUGAAAAAGAGGAGGAUUGGAUUCUUCUAUGAUUCUAAACUGCAUUUAAAGAACGGGAGGCAUGAUACUCUUGAUUAAUCGAGACCAUAGAGAGGUUCCAUAAUGUAGAAGCAGCAUGGAAGGCAGGAGAAAGGACUGUGAGUCCAAGGUUUGUUAAAAGGAAGCCAGCAUAUAUUCAGGCUACCUUUUGAAGUCUGGAAUAGUGAGUCUAAGUAGCUUCAGCUUUCAUGAAAAAGGUCCCUGUUUGCACCAUCCAUUUAAACGACUGUUCUACCCUUUUAAACAGCCAUCGUUUCCCCAAAAGAACCUGAGAACUGUAAUUUGUUAAGCGUUGAGAGUCAUCAGGAGACCCCUGUUCCUCUCACAGAACUAAGAUUUCCAGAGUCCUGGAAAGGACAACUGACUGUUAAGCAACUCUAGGAAUCAUAGGUCUGAGAGGGGAAUAGGGAUCUCCUGACAACUCUCAGAACCCUUAACAAACUACAAUUCCCAUGAUUCUUUUUUUGGGGGGGGGGCGGAGAGAGCCAUGAUUGUUUAAAGUGGUGUGAUACUGCCUUAAAUGUAUCGUGUAGAUGGGGGUCUUAGAAACUGGGAUUAAAAAUAUAUAUACCUGAUUAAUCUGGAUUAAAAGAUUGUCAAACACCUCCCUGGAUUAGGGCGCAGCUGCUGGGGGUGGGGUGGGGGGGCUGUAUAAUCCUGCGUCUACCCUGAUGGUUUUAUUCCGCAAUUUGCAGACUUCUGCCUCUUCUUUUCCCCAAUUCUGCUACCUCCCAACUCUUCAUUUCUCUUCUUCAUCCUGCCUGAUUCCAUGCAUAUUUACUUGGAUACAAUCCGCAGUGAGUUCAGUGGGCUUACUUCCAUGUAAGACGAGGUGGGGAACUUGAGGCCCUCCAGAGGCUGUUGUACUGCAACUCCCAUGAGCUCUCCAGCCAACAUGGCCAAUUUAUCGUGGGCGAUGGGAUCUGUAGUCCAAUAGCCUCUAGAAGGCUGCAGGUUUCCUCAGCCCAGAUAAGUUUUCAUAGGCUUGCACCCAUUAGCACAUCUGUAUCUCAUUCCCUUUGGCCUUUCCAACGUCUUCAUCGGAUGCCUCUUCAGUUUGGCAAUAUCUACAUCAGUGGUUUGGAUUGCUUUAGUAGCCAUUUUCUGCUCCCCAAGGAAGGUCUCAUUGACACGAGCAGAAAGCUGAAGAGAAAACAUACAAUAUAGUCGAGUUCUGAGGCUGUACGCUUCAGCUUAUGAGAGGGGAAUCACAGUUUUUUAAAAAAAUGCACACCUAUCUGAGGGAUUUCUUGCUGUUAGAAUGCAACAAAAGCAAAGGCGAGUUAGAAACUUUCUCCUUAUACCCUAGUUGUGUUUUGUGUGUGUGUGUGUGUGUUUUUAGGAAGUGGUACAGCUCCCACUUCAGUCUCAUUUCCCCACCACAUGAGGAGACCAGGCCAAAGCCUAAAUUUUCCUGAAAAUUUCUCAUAACAAAGUACCCUUGCCAAACUACAAUUCCUGGGAUGGGGCACCCUGACGGUUCAGAACCACUUUAAUGUAGAUUUGCCUUCCUUGGUGUUCCUAACACCAGACUGGCUUCGCUUUUAUAUUUGUAUUUUCUUGCUUUUGGGGGGGCCUUCGUGCUGCUGGGAAAGGCAGACCUCUCACACUGUUAUCACCAACUCGGUGCUGUUAAUGUUAUGGUGCAUCUGUAGAAAGGAAACAUGGAAGACGUGCUGCUUGGGGUGGGGGGGUGGGACGGGUCUGUAGGGUUUUCAUACUGGCGGAGACCAAAAAUACAACGUAUUGUGUUUGACCGGUUGCUGCUGAAAGGACAGAGGCAGGUAGCAAAUUAUGUGCCUUGUCUCCAGACAUCUCUGCCAUCUCCAACCUGGAGAAGAUUACUGCCGUUGACUUGAAGCUAUCUGCAUCUGGGGCAAAGGGAAAAAAAAUUAAGUACAUUGCAUUAAGAGAUCUCCGCUGGGAAAAGUUUUCCCAAUUCUACCAAGUUCAAAAGGCUUCACAGUUCGUGGUACUCAUGAAUUGUGCAUUUCAGCAAAUCAAAAUGUUGACGAGCAUCUUUUCACACACACACGACAUCCUUUUUAUUGUUGGUAUUAUUAAUAUUAUUGUUUGUGGUGUUGGUUUUUUGUUUUUGUAUCGAGUGUAAAACUGGCUGAUUUUUAUUGUUAUUGAUGCUGAUGAGGUUGGGGAUUUUUUGCGGGGGAGGGGUGGAAUUUCUAAACUGUGAAGAAAAUAAAAAGAGAAGACACGGAA